This is a messenger RNA of Adelges cooleyi (spruce gall adelgid), 664 nucleotides long. RefSeq names its product DNA-directed RNA polymerases I, II, and III subunit RPABC2 (gene RpII18). The coding region runs from base 127 to 525 and encodes 132 amino acids. The record is from RefSeq and is a predicted model, not a curated record. The transcript is spliced from 5 exons. NCBI's taxonomy places the organism in Eukaryota, Metazoa, Arthropoda, Insecta, Hemiptera, Adelgidae. Gene Ontology annotation, cellular component: RNA polymerase III complex; nucleus; RNA polymerase I complex. Gene Ontology annotation, molecular function: DNA binding; DNA-directed RNA polymerase activity. Gene Ontology annotation, biological process: DNA-templated transcription.
ACUCGUAAAUCUUUGCUUGCGAUUUUUCAAUUUUCGUACCUAACUAAAACCAAUUCGAAUCUAUCAUAAUAUUAUAAAUCUAAAAACUCGCAACUAUUAUUUGUUUGGAUUAAUAAACAAUAGAUCAUGGCCGAUGAAGAAUUUGAUCAUGACGAUGGUGGUGCUGACGAUUUUGAGGAUGUUGAAGAUGAACCAGAUUUAGAUGACUUGGAUCAGCCUGAAGAAAAUGAAGACAACAUAGACAUUUUGCCAAUUCAAGAAGCUCAAAGCCAAGUUCAGAAAUCUAAGCGUAUCACUACAAAAUACAUGACUAAGUAUGAAAGAGCUCGAGUUUUAGGAACCAGAGCUCUGCAGAUAGCCAUGUGUGCUCCAGUAAUGGUAGAACUCGAAGGUGAAACUGAUCCUUUGCAGAUAGCAAUGAAAGAAUUAAAAAAGCGUAAGAUACCUAUAAUUAUCAGAAGAUAUUUGCCUGACAACAGUUAUGAAGAUUGGGGUAUUGAUGAACUCAUCAUCAUCGAUCAGUAAUAAUAUGAUUUUUUAAUUACAUUUUUUUAAAUUUUGUAUAACUAUGUUUUCUUUUUUUCCAUCUAUUCUAUGUAACAUUCUUGAAAACGAUUAAUAAUUACGAUCGUAAAAUACAUUACAAUCUAUUUUUUUUUUCAAA